GAUGGUCAUGCAAGAAAACUUGUGCAUGCACAGUGUCUGCAUAUUGUUCUGUCUCUACUCAUUGUCAGCAACAAGACUCAACGAUAUAGUUAUAAUCAAACAGCCCGGUCAGAUUUACGUCAAUAAAACUGUCGACUCGCUUCUUCCUUUCGUUUACGACUUCUUCACUUCAGAAAGCUCUCACAAGUUUCAGCAGCACGGUUCUCUAUCAGUCAACACGUAUGAUGUUGGAGAGAAAGAUUGUAAAUCUGUUCGUCACCAGUCUUCUCUACACGUGACGUCUAAGUGCUUGCCUCCUAGCCAACAACAUCUAACUCUACCUGUGAUAUCAGUAUUGAAUUCUCAAAACGCUACAGUAGAAUAUCUCAGUCUUGCUUCAUCACCACACAACAUCAUACAAAUGGUCAGACAAAUUGCAAAUGAAAUUGGCUGGAAGUCGAUUGCAUACAUAAGUGAUGAACGUUGGGAUUUUCAGCUUCUGAAUGGUUUGGCACAAUCAGACAGCAGGGUAAAUGUAAGCACGAUAAUCCAACAAACAGAAAACUUGAAUUUCAAGAAAGAAGCUUCUCGCAUAUUGUCUUUAUCUAUCGACGCGGUGGUUGUUCACUGUCAAAAUGCAAGUUGUUGUAAAGCUGCAAAACAGAUCUACAUGCUUGUGUCUAAUCGAUCUGCUGCUCCAUGGUUGUUUACAAACGGUUUUUACCAACAUGUUUUUGCCAGUGAUCUGCAGUCAAGGACUAGUGGUGACAUGACGACUCGUGCGUUGUUGUUGGGAAUUGAGAGAACUGUGUUAAGAUCGCACGUAACUGGGGCUUUAAUGAAUUUUCAGGAGUCAAUGAUUGCAAAACAAAGCAAGAGUGAUCUCUUUGAUCUGUAUGAUGGCAUAAUAGUUAUGGCACAUUUGUUACACUCAGUAGAGUUCAGAGAAGUCUCAAUGCUUCAACGUGUCAACAUGCUAAACAUCAGAGGUGUAUUUGGACCAGUGCAAUUUGAAACGUCUAGCGGUGGAAGGAUUGGUGGUGUUUACGAAGUCGUCUGUAUGAAUCCGUUUACUUACUCUGUAUUAACGAUUGGAACAUAUGAUCUCAAUCAAUUUGAAUGGCUGCACAAACUUCCGUCUCUGCUGCCUCUUCAUCAAUCCACAAGACAUAACAGAGAAGCAAAAGAAGCAACUUCAAAUAAAUGUCCUGAAGUAUCGAACAAUACUAGGCAUUUUCGAGUGACAACCGUACCAGCGCCGCCAUUUAUUAUGAAAGAUGUCAACGGUACGUCGGGUGAAACGCGCAAUGGCAUAUUUUAUGGCUUUCUGGUGGACAUGAUGGAACUGCUGGCUGCUCCUGAUAUGCUAAACUUCAGCUACACAAUGAGUGAAGUUUCAGACGGUUUCUACGGCUCAAUAGAUCCCAAAACAAACAAACCAACAGGAAUGGUUGAAACACUCAUAAACUGUAAAGCCGAUCUUGCGGUGGCUGCUUUUACCAUCACGGCACUGAGAGAGACACAUAUCAGCUUUACUAAACCUUUCAUGAACAGUGGUUUUGUAAUGCUUGCUACAAAGUCGACUCCAACUGAAGGAGGUUUGUGGUCUUUCUUGGAUCCAUUCCACUUCUGGAUAUGGAUAUGCAUUUUGGUGUCGUUCUUUGUUUGUGGUGCUUGCCUCAUUGUUCUUCAUCGGGUGAGUCCUUAUGGGAGGCGAACAGUCGAUCAUCCCGAAGAUCUACCGUACACGUUCAAGCUACAUAACAGUGUGUGGUACUUUUACUCGACUUUCAUGCAGCAGGGACCAGAGGCUGCAGCCUUCUUGUCGGGAAAAGUCUUACUGGCCGGUUGGUUCUUCUUCUGUCUCAUUGUAGUUUCAACGUAUACAGCAAACCUGGCAGCUUUCCUCACCGUCAAGAGCUUCCCCAACAGCAUAGAAUCUGUAGACGAACUAUCCAGACAAACGCAGGUCAAGUAUGGCGUGGCAAAGCAUACGGCCGCUAGUGAGUUUUUCAAUUUGUCAACCAUUGAAACAUAUCAUCGCAUGAACAACUUUAUGAGAGCAACAAAAGGUGUCGUGAUGAAUAACACCCAAGAUGGAAUCAAUCGCGUGAAAAAAGGCAAACCGGGGGAAUACAUUUUUAUAGGGAGCAAAGCUCUUCUUGGUUUUACUUCAAACCAGGAACCGUGCACAUCAAAAUUAGUAGGAGACACAUUCAACCCCAGUAGCUUGGGAAUAGCGAUGCCAAACGGCAUGCCAUACCUUAAAAACUUUUCUAUAGCAAUCCUCCAGCUGAGAGACACGGGAAAACUAGAGGAACUAGAGCGAAAGUGGUUGAAGAGUGGGCCCUGUUCGCAACAGAGUGAUGAUGAUGAAUCGGACAAUCAAGAAGUUAAAAUACCACAAAUGGCUGGAGUGUUUCUUCUCCUUGUUAUUGCUAUCAUGCUAUCACUAGUGGUCGCGAUCGUAGAACGAUACGUGUGGAAAUAUAAAACAACGAAACGACAACGACUGGGAUCGGAAAUCGUAAUGGAGAAUAGACACGUCAGGGAUUCAAAUCCUUCUUGAAACAAUAUAAGAGCAAACGAAAUCAAACGGCACAGUGAAAAAUUCAGCCUGUCCAAGGCAAGAAUAAUAUAAUUACUAUUGUCUCUCAAUUUUACUAUAGUUCACGAAUUUGUAGUUGGUUGAGGUAUAUUUAUUAACUGUUAUAAUGCCAGUACAAUUUUAACGAUAGUCGUGGUUUGAAUCUAAUUGAACAGUAGAAACACGUAAAGAAA
This is a messenger RNA of Corticium candelabrum, 2760 nucleotides long. Its product is annotated as glutamate receptor 3-like. The transcript is spliced from 12 exons. Gene Ontology annotation, biological process: monoatomic ion transport. The coding region runs from base 2 to 2548 and encodes 848 amino acids. NCBI's taxonomy places the organism in Eukaryota, Metazoa, Porifera, Homoscleromorpha, Homosclerophorida, Plakinidae. The record is from RefSeq and is a predicted model, not a curated record. Gene Ontology annotation, molecular function: ligand-gated monoatomic ion channel activity; signaling receptor activity. Gene Ontology annotation, cellular component: plasma membrane.